Aphanomyces invadans is the source of this 2471-nucleotide messenger RNA. RefSeq lists its product as hypothetical. NCBI's taxonomy places the organism in Eukaryota, Oomycota, Saprolegniomycetes, Saprolegniales, Verrucalvaceae. Gene Ontology annotation, molecular function: DNA binding; ATP-dependent DNA damage sensor activity; ATP binding. Gene Ontology annotation, biological process: double-strand break repair via homologous recombination. Gene Ontology annotation, cellular component: Rad51B-Rad51C-Rad51D-XRCC2 complex. The record is from RefSeq and is a predicted model, not a curated record. Bases 368 to 1495 code for a protein of 375 amino acids. The transcript is spliced from 11 exons.
GUGCGAAGUUCUCCGUCUCGUGCAGCGUUUACGACACAGACAUGUCGCCUGUUUGUUCAGGACGCGAAGCCAUUGGAACCGGCAAAAAGUGUGCGCUGUGAUGAUACUGGUGCAAGCAUGGCGCAGAGCGUGAUGCAACUGAAAGAGCAUUCGGCUGCAAGGGGUGCCAGCCCCAAUGGGCUCGUGGGUGAUGUGGUCAUGAUGUCCCUGCCUUCCUGAGGUGCACACGGAACAGAUUAUUGACCGUUGAUUGAGUGUUUCACGUCCGGAGGCGAACCAGCAUCUUGGCGUCUCUAGAGAGGACACUACCAGUGCCACCGUGAAUCCAUGCAGACGCUUUCAUUGCUUUGAGGCGAUUGUCACGGGCAUGCGGUCGACGCUGUCCCACAUCACAACGGAGCACCUGGGAAUUUGUUCGGUACAGUGGUGCUCCGCUCGACAGGUUUCGGCGAAAGGUGGAGCACCGUCCGGAUACGACCGUGGUACAGGCGAUCUGCGCGCGGCGAUGCUGCGGCAUCUCCUUGCUCAGGAAGGCGUUGAUGAGCGCCGCAUCAAGAAGUUAGAGGCCAAGGGAAUACGCAGUCUCAAGAAGAUGUUUCAGAAGUCCGAAUGGGACCUCGCGCAUAUCCUAGACAUGUCCGUCGACGAUCUCCAGACGCUCUUGCUGCGUGUGGCCACAAGAGAUUGCCCCAAGCCAUCCUCGGUGAUGGAAAUGUUCCUCCAAAGUGUCAGCUUUCCGUCGUCUCUUCGAACCGCCUUGCCACAGCUCGACAAUGCGCUAUGCGGCGGGAUCCCCACUGCAGCCAUUACAGAGAUCGCAGGGGUCUCCGCGACUGGUAAAAGUCAGUUCUGCAUGCAGUUGGCGGUGCUGUGUGCCUUGGAGCACCAUGACGGAGCCGUUGUGUAUUUUGAAAGUUGUGGCAACUUUAGUGCCAAGAGGUUGAUGGAGAUUGCUUCCGAGCGGCUCUCGCACCAGCAAUACUCGACGGACGCCCUUCGACAAUCCAAAGUUGAAGCAGUUGCGAGGCAAGUUCGCGUCGUCACCGUGGAGAAUCUCGACCGCCUCGAGACCAAUGUUCGGGGCUUGCUAGACACCAUGUCUCUCGUCGGGGGCAAAAUGCUCAUCAUCGACUCGCUGGCGACAAUGGCCAAGAAUAGUGCCACCGAAAUGUCCGUGGCGGACCGUCAGAUGCUGUUGCUGCGAGUCGCGAGUGACCUCAAGCUGCUGGCAUCCACGUAUGAUGCGUACAUCGUGACAACAAAUCACACAUCGACACGAAAAGACCACAGCGGGCUAUACUCGCAGCCAGCCCUGGGCUUGGCUUGGUCCCAUUGCAUCACAAAUCGAAUUGUGUUCGAGAAAGUCGGCCGUGGGCGAUCCACGAUGGCCAUGACUGUGCACAAGGCUGUCGUCGCGGGGCCGGCAUGCAUCCCGUAUCUUCUCACGGUCCGUUCGCCAACCCUUCCCGAAAAUUUGGCAGUCAUGGAAGGCUGACGACGUAUACAGAAGGCGGGGCUGCAACCACCCGUGGGGACAGCGAUCGAUAGCUUUGACGACGAGUUCUCGUGGGACGAGUCUGUGCUGGAUGCUUUGAACGGCGCGGAUGACGUGCGCUUGCAUCCUGUCCAACACGUAUCCCAGCGCGAUACUCCCAGUCAAGAUCAUGGAGGUGCUGCAACUUCUGCCGUGGUGUCGACCAAGUCGGACAAGCUCAUCGGUGCCUUGGUUCACGAGGAACUCGUGGCUGCGACACCAUCGGAUGGCGAAGAUGCAAGAUGUGAGGAGGAGGUCCAACCACCAGCUAGUGACGCCGCGCGGCGUUAUGUGGACGAAAUCGUUCCUGCUUCGGACGAUGACGAAGAGUAAUAAUGCAGAGGCAUCAUGCACUCCAGGACUGCGAACAUUCAACUUGAAGACGUUGCGACACACACAGGAAGAAGAGCUCGUACAGGCAUGGACCAUCCAACGAGCGGUCGCUGUCGCCGCGGUGAUCAUGUGGAACGAUGACGUGUUUGGAGCGAUUUGGUUUCGCGACCUGCUUGCGUCGAGACUUGCGUUGUUGGCUGUGAUGGAUUGCAGCGCGACAACGGCGCGAAGUCGUCGACGGGAUCGACGAUGGUGGAUGGGAGUCGCAGGCGUACCAGUGGACUUCGACGGUGCUGGUCGAUACAGAAUCGAGGCAACAGGGGUUUCAACAGCCGAUCCAAACGGGGACAGUCAAUUGUGUGGGCUGCCAUUUGCUCCUCAAGCUGCAACGCCAGCGCCACGGCAAAGUCAGAGCUCGUGUCUGGACGUUGUGUUGGAUCUGUUGCGGAGCUUGUGGCAUCGACAUUUGUCGACGUGUGCCAUCCCUUGCUCGUCCAUGAUGUCUCGAAGCGACUUGGACGGGACUGUGAUGACAGUCACCGCCCACGGGUGCAUUUGCAAGAUGCUUGCGAUCGUGCGAUCCAACGGCAUUGUGCGAAAAGAA